ACCGCAAUUCUUCCUACCCAUCCUCAUUGUGUGAYGGGUAUGGUAUUAAUGAGGGUGACAGUAACGGCGGAUUGGAGAGUGGAAUGUUCAUGGAUGGUCAAAUUAGGCAAAUGGUGAGUACUUCAUUCUCGAGGCUUGGUCGUCGGCGUUCUCGCAAUGAUUCCUCCGAAUUCAAAGACGCAAUAAGAMAACAGCAACGGCAAAYGAUCGAUGCAACUCUGAAUCGCACCCCCAAUACUCUGAAAGUCCCGGCACCUUUAGCAACGAAAGACAAAGUUUCAUAUUUGAAGGCUUCGACGCUCGGUGCCAACCAAAGCAUUGCGCCACAGCAACAAGAUGGUCCACAGGACGAAUUGGUGCCUCCUCUUCGGGCAUCCCGGGCGCCGGCACACUCUGAAACGAAACUUGCUGCGGAUAAGGUACAAAAAGUUCGACCUUUCUCUUCAGCACACGAAAGCUGUCUCUUGCAGGAGUGUCAACCCAAGGUUCCAGCACCACGGCAGUGUGGUGGUGAAUUGCGCGAGGAUGGAUUGCUAUGGUCCAGUGGUUCUAGGACGCUAUCCCUCCUUGAGGRCAUGGACAGCACCCUCGUUCCGACGACGUCUUAUUCUUUGCUACCCACGAUCGAAGAAAACGUUUUUGGAACAAAGGCUCGCGCGGGACCAAAUUCGGGAUGCAGCGACGACGGUACCGGGCGGAUGGAAUUCGAGACGAUUGGAUACACCCACCAAAAGGUUGGCGAGUUGACAAUCGUGCGUCCCAUACUUUUGCUUCCGGGGGUUGUCGGAGGCGCUUCUUCCCCCGCCGUCACGAACGAAACGAACGCAGGAUAGACACAACCGAAGAACAAGAACAUCUCACGUUGGGAAUUCUGAUGCCUUCUCCACCUCGAACCUGUUGGUACUUAGCGACAAGGAGCACCCCGAUGGAUUGGAUGAGAAUCUUCAUGAAAUGGAUGAUGUAAACUCUGUUGUAUCAUCACCUACCAUGUUGUUCCCCAGCCAAUAGGAAUGAAUACUUCAUACUGCUAAUACUUAUAAAACUUUCAUACCAAG
Messenger RNA from Pseudo-nitzschia multistriata, 1055 nucleotides. Lineage: Eukaryota; Bacillariophyta; Bacillariophyceae; Bacillariales; Bacillariaceae. The record is from the annotation of a GenBank genome assembly.